CAUGACUUAAAGGCAUACGGGGAGUAAAGACCUAUACGAGGCGUCUUUAGCUCCCAUAAAAUGCAACCUACAGUGCGUUCUUGGUCCACAUCCGAGGUUUCAACAAACAAACACUCACAUUCUGUUUGUUCUUUUAUUUGUGUUUGCGUUAUUAUCAUCCCGGAGUGUUGAAAUGUCAUCAUAUUGGAACGGCAACUAUAUCUUCGGGCAAUAUUCUAGCGAAAAUUGGGGGCACGAAAGCGUUCCGGAGUCUGGCGUUCCCGAUUCUAAUGAGCAAGAGGAGGUUGUGUCUAGUAUACAAGGAAAACAAAACAGCCCGUUUCUAGAUUUGAACAAGCAUCCUCCUGUUGAUGAAACAGCCCGUGUAGAUGACUCAUACCAUGCUAGUGGAUACAGAGGAGACGGUGGAUACGGAGGAGACGGUGGAUACGGAGGAGACGGUGGAUACGGAGGACACGGUGGAUACGGAGGAGACGGUGGAUACGGAGGAGACGGUGGAUACGGAGGAGACGUAUUUAUUAUGGAGGACGAUCUGAUGCCGGGCGGUGACAUUCAGAUAGAGCCGGUUCAGCAGGGUCCACGACGUAGACAGCGGCCGCCUGUGGAUACGCUGCAGGGGCAUCCGUAUCUAGAGUUUCCCGACGGCACUGACGCCGCCCGUCAUUGCUAG
Molecule: messenger RNA, 670 nt
Organism: Helianthus annuus (common sunflower)
Lineage: Eukaryota; Viridiplantae; Streptophyta; Magnoliopsida; Asterales; Asteraceae
Product: protein spalt-accessory-like
Exons: 3
Coding region: 173-670 (165 amino acids)
Source: RefSeq, a predicted model, not a curated record